Cinara cedri is the source of this 4106-nucleotide messenger RNA. NCBI's taxonomy places the organism in Eukaryota, Metazoa, Arthropoda, Insecta, Hemiptera, Aphididae. The record is from the annotation of a GenBank genome assembly.
GUCGUCUUGUACACACUCUACUAUAUUGAUUUCAUUUUACCACACGUUCUAUUCUGUUCGCGUGUUUGAUAAUUUUUUUUUGUUUUUCCGUAUGAUAUUAUACCAAUAUAUUCACUAUAUAAAAGACUUUUCGAAACUUAUCGUAUAUUUUACAAAUCGUGAAUUUUUUAAGUUAUUAAUUAAUAAUAAUUGACGGACAUAAAUUAGGUGACUAGGUACCUAGUUUAAAUUAAUAAAACAAAUAAAAUGUAUGCUGCACAAAAUGAGUAUGUAUUAUUUUACAUAGACAUAAUUUAAUUAUUGAAUUUCUAUAGUUUAAAAUAAGUUUAUACAAUUUAAUAAAUACUUAUAUAAUCAUUGACGCAACUAGAUCACCAAAUUUGGGAGUGUUAAAAUUAUGAUAACAUUAAAGACCCAUGGGGAUUGUGGUGGCAUAAUCACUUUUACACAAAUCUUACAAUAGGCAUCUAUACAUUUAAUUUACAAUUUUGUAAAUACACAUUUAUCAUAGGUAACUAUUUUAAAAUUCUUUUUUACAUUUAGAUGUGUUUUGUUUAUAUAGUAAAUCUGUAUUUUGUUCUUCUCAUUAAUUACAUAAUACAUGGAUAAAGUAUUUAGUUGUUACUACGAGAAAGAUGAUUAGGUCUUUUUAGUGGGUGCUGCCCCUCCCCCAGUUGCACCUUUGUAAUUACCAAGAUAUAGGUAGAUACCUACAGAAAAUACAAUUUUAAUAAUUAUUUAUUUAAGUAUGUAGCUAAGUAAAAUUUCAAAUUAUAUUUUAGAAUAUAAAAUAUAAAAAUUUAGUUUUAAAAUUAAAUAUUUUAAUUUUCUUCAAUGAUUGUAAAUUUUAAAUGUAACAUGGUUAUUAGUAGGGUGUGGUUAUAAUGCAAAUUACAUUUUUUUUCUGAAUUUCCUAAAGCAAUUUUGUGCUUUUCAAGCACAACAUUUGUUUCAUAUAUCAAAUAACUUAUAUAUGCAACUUUUAUUUUGCAUUAUUUUGCAUAAGUGUGUACAAUUUUUUUUUAUUUUUAGAAUACUUUCAGGUUUUUAAGGCAUUUUUUCUUCUUUUUAAAAAUGUAUGGUGUUAUCAGAAAAUUUGAAUUUAAAUUUAUUUUGAAAGAAAAAAAAAUUUAAUAUUUUUAUUUUUAAAAUGUAUUACCUAUGGAUUGAUUGAUUGGACCAGAUAAAUAUGAUGCCGGCUGCAAUAAAGAAAAUAAUAAGCUAUAUAUUGAAGACAUAAUAUAGUUGUAUUGCAUUAUUUGUGUUGUGUUUAGUAAAUUUUUAUAUCUAAUAAAAGAUGUUUUUUUCAAUGUUUAAAAUAAAUUUGAGGGCAUUCUCAAAUAUUUUUUUUUUUUAUAAGUGCAUUAAAUUGUAUUUUUAAAGGCAUUUUCCUUUGUUUCUUAGAGCAUUUAAAUCCUUACCCUAGUUAUUAGGUAUAAUUGUUAUAUUAAAUUAUUUAAUUAUAAAUUACCUACGUUUUUUAGAGAAAGUAAAAUAUUCAAUUUGGAUUUUAACAUAACUAAAUUACUUGAACACGCCGAGUAUUUUGAUCAAUGGACCGAAUCACUUAGUGGUAAGUUAAAUAUUUAAAAUUUACUAUUUAUAUCUAAUUAUGUAAAAUAAAUAUUAAAUAAUAUUAUUUAAUAUAGUAUUAUAUUUUAUUUUGUUAUUAUUAGAUAGCAGAACUAAAGGAUGGUGGAUGGUUAAUUCAAUUUCCACUACAUUUACAAUAACACUGUGUUAUUUUUUAGCAGUAUGGUUGACCCCUUGGUAUAUGAAAAACCGUUCACCGUACAAUUUAAAAACUGUAUUAAUUACAUACAAUAUUAUGAUGAUUACAGUAAAUGUAUUUAUUAUAAAAGAGGUAAAAAGUUUAAACUACUACUAAUUAUUGUGUCAUUAGUAAAUAUAAAUGACUGAUAUGAGAAAAUUUUUUAAAUUUUUUUCAGUUGUUAAUAAUGGCUACGAAAUUAAAUUAUAGCUGGAUGUGCCAACCAAUAACUUAUGUAAAUUAUGAAGCAGAACUUAGGGUAACUUUCAAUAAUUUUGUAAUAGGUAUUAAUACAAUAUAAAUAUGUUUUGUAUCACAAUGUAGGAAGAAAUUGAGUAUGUUUAAACAUUUUUGCACAGUGAUCAGGUGUAUUUGGACCUCUUUUUAGCUUUUACAAAUUAUUUUAAACAAAAUUCAGACUUAAAAGAUUUUAAAUCAGUUUAUGAAUAUUCAUAUGUUUAUAUGAUUGAAUUGAUGAAUAGAUAUUUAAGUUGGGUUUAAUUUUUUGCUAACUUUUUAGUUAUAACUUAGGUAUAAUUAGUUUUGCACUCAAAAGACUUUAACCUGUAUAAAUAUUUUGAUUUGUCAAAUUUUACUGGUCUUGUUCAAAUCACAUUUAACAUACAUUUUCACCAUUUUCGAUUUUUGUUUGUACAAUAUUAAUACUAUGUAGAAUCAAAUCUUGGUUGGAGAAAACUGUCUUUAUACAUUAAGUACCACAGUUAAAUACAUUUUGGUUAAUAUGUUUUUAACAAUAUUUGUGACUUGAUAUAUUUAUAAAAUAUAACAUAUAUACUUGUUAUAGAUAGCUGCAUCUGUAUGGUUGUAUUAUAUGAUGAAAUUUUUUGAACUUAUGGAUACCAUAUUUUUAAUGCUCCGAAAAAAAAAUAAUCAACUAUCCUUUCUUCAUGUUUAUCAUCAUUCAACAAUGUUUAUGUUUUCGUGGAUAUGUAUAAAAUAUGUACCAGGCGGAUCAGCAUUUGUACCUAUUAUAGUCAACAGUGUUGUACAUGUAUUUAUGUAUAUAUACUAUACAUUAGCUGCAUUACAGUUUAAAAAAGUUUUCAAGUACAAAAAAUGUGUAACAAUUAUUCAAUUGGUAAAACUAUCUAAUUUCUCAUUAUAAUUAAGAUUAAUAGUAAUAAUAAUUAUUAUAAAAGCUGUAUUACUUUUUUUUAUCAAAUUAUUUUUAAGUAAGUAGUUAAUUUUAAUAUUUAAUGGAUUUUAGGUAGUUGCAAUUUAGACUUUAGUACGGCAUUAAUAAAUUAUGACUUAUGGGAAGUCAAAUAAGACAAAAUACUAUAUAAUCAUGCUAUGGGAAAUUGAGUUUUACUCAUAAUCAAUUUUUGAAUGUAAUGAUUUAUGAUUGAUUUCAAAUUUUAUUAUAAUAUUAAGUAAUAAUAUAUCUUAUACUAAAUAAUUACUUUGAUAAUUUUUAUAUUAAAUUGUUUUUGUUAACAAGUAAAGUAAACUAAAUUAUGUCAUUUAUUAUGGUAUUAAUGUUAUUAAAAUAUGAACAAUUCAUUUAGAGUAUAGGUUACUUACUAUUCUAUUUAAUUCUUGAACAGAUAUAGUUUUAUUAAGCGCAUUAGUUUAUGGUAUUUUUUAAAUAAUUAUAAUUCAGUAAUUUAUACAUAAUAAGAAUUAAUUAAUCUUGAUCUUUAUAGGCUCAAUUUUCAUUUGCUUUACCAAUGGGAAUAAAUGCUAUACAAACUGGCUGUAAUUGGCCUUCGUGGAUGAAGUAUUUGUUUGUGUUUUACAUGAUAACAAUGUUAGUUUUAUUUGGAGAUUUUUAUAGAAAAAAUUAUAUCAAAAAGGUUUGUAAAAUUUAUAAACAUAUAUAAAUACAAUUAUUUUUUUAUUUUUUUUAUAGUAAAAUAAUUUAAUUAUUGUUAUAGGCUAAAAUACAUGAAAAUGAAGUUGGAAAAUAUUUAAAGAAAUCUCAAUAAAUAUAGUUAGGUAAAAUUAUUUUAAUAAUUUUAAGAAAUGUUUUUAUUAUGUUUGUAAGUAAAUAAUAUAUAAAUUAGGUAGGGUUAGACUGACUAAAAAUGCAAUUAUGUGCAAUUUUAGUUAAAAUGCGAAUUCAGUAAAUACUAUUUGGUUUAUUAUAAAAUUGUACAACUAAAUCUUAGGCCAGUCUGAUCAUGCAACUAAACAAUGCAUUCGAUUGGCAGUUGACAUUAUAAUAACUUAAUCAUGUUAUAUUUUUGUAGUAAACAUUUAAAUUUAGUAUAAAGAUCUAGUAUACUAUGAAAUGUUGACUAAAAAUAAUUAAUAAAACAAAUUUAAAGGUUCUUCCAUUUUAAAACAAAAUGUCUUGUGAAUUAUAUAUUAC